AUGGAAGGGAAGCGAGAGAGUUCACAUGCUUCAUUUACUAGUGCAAUGAAUCUCACCAAGUCAGGGGCACCUAAUGUGCCUAGUCGUUACAUUCUUCCUCGAUCAGUUAGGCCAAACGAUGGUCUGACCCCCUCUACAACCCUUCCAGUUGUUGACCUUUCCAUUUUAUACCAUCCUUCUCUUAGGUCUCGUGUUAUAAAUGAGAUACGAAGUGCCUGCAAGGAAAUUGGAUUCUUUCAGGUGGUAAACCAUGGAAUCCCUCUUCAUGUGAUGAAAGAUGCUCUAGAAGCCAUAGUGGGCUUCUUUGACCUGCCUCUCGAAGGGAAGAUGCUUCUGAUGUCAGACAAUGUCCAUGCCCCUGUAAGAUAUGGCACCAGUUUAAAUCAUGCUACGGAUAAAGUUCAUUUUUGGAGAGACUUCAUCAAGCAUUACUCUCAUCCUAUCUCAGAAUGGAUUCAUCUAUGGCCUGCAAAUCCUCCAAGUUACAGGGAGAAAAUGGGGAAGUACGCAACAGCUGUGCAAAAUUUACAAAAACAACUAAUGGGAGUAGUUCUAGAAAGCUUGGGGAUGAACCCUAAUUACUUAAAAGAUGAAAUUGAAGAAGGAUCACAAGUGAUGACCAUGAAUUGCUAUCCAGCAUGUCCUGAACCACAGCUCACAUUAGGCAUGCCACCACACUCAGACUAUGGAUCACUAACAAUCUUACUUCAAAGCUGCACUGGUCUACAGAUCAUGGACCAGAACAAGAAUUGGGUCUCAGUUCCAUUGACUGAAGGAGCACUACUGGUUCAGUUGGGAGACCAGAUAGAAGUAAUGAGCAAUGGCCAAUAUAAGAGUGUUGUUCACCGAGCAACUGUUAGCCCUGGGAAGAAGCGUUUUUCAAUAGCAAGUCUUCACAGUCUAGCUUUAAACAAGAAAAUGGGGCCAGCACUGGAGCUUGUUGAUGAACAACACCCAGCAUCCUACAAAGAGUUUAGUUUCAGAGAUUUUCUUUAUAAUAUAUCAAACAACGCUAUAUUAGGGUUUUUUUUACCGAACCAGUAUAUUACAGGAUAA
Hevea brasiliensis (rubber tree) is the source of this 1056-nucleotide messenger RNA. RefSeq names its product flavanone 3-dioxygenase 3-like. The transcript is spliced from 3 exons. Bases 1 to 1056 code for a protein of 351 amino acids. The record is from RefSeq and is a predicted model, not a curated record. NCBI's taxonomy places the organism in Eukaryota, Viridiplantae, Streptophyta, Magnoliopsida, Malpighiales, Euphorbiaceae.